This is a messenger RNA of Dendronephthya gigantea, 1290 nucleotides long. Its product is annotated as DPY30 domain-containing protein 1-like. Bases 89 to 757 code for a protein of 222 amino acids. The transcript is spliced from 4 exons. NCBI's taxonomy places the organism in Eukaryota, Metazoa, Cnidaria, Anthozoa, Malacalcyonacea, Nephtheidae. The record is from RefSeq and is a predicted model, not a curated record. Gene Ontology annotation, cellular component: Set1C/COMPASS complex.
AAGCCAAGUUUUGAUUCUAUGGAAGAAAUACUCUAGUUUCUCUAGUUUUGUUUGAAAUACCGCGAUUUCGUGCUGUUUUUUUGUACGAAUGGACUCGGAAUAUUUGAAAAGACAUGUAGGAAAAGCUUUGGCAGAAGGCCUGGCAGAAGUUUGCCUGAAAAGACCGGUAGAUCCCGUGGAGUAUUUAGCUUUUUGGCUGAGAAAAUACGUUGAAAAUGAAGCUUACAAUAUAUGUCAAGGUACUAACCAAAAGGAGGAAGCAAUUCAGCUGGAAAAGGAGCAGAAAAUUGCAGACGAGGAGGAAUUGUAUCGAGCUCGUAUGAAAGAAGAAGCUGAAUUUCUUGCAAAGCAAGAGGCAUAUGCAAGAGCGGCAGCUGAACCAAUUAUUAUUGACAAUACACCACGACCCAUGCCACCAGAGCUUAAUCAAACAUUAGAAACAGUUUCAGAACGAGAAGAAGAGGAACCAGACACAACAGGCAAUGUGGAACAAAAUGUUGCAGACGGUGAAGAAACAGAGAACCAGCCAGGUACAGAACAACCACAACCAGAAGUCUCGCUUACUCGGAUACCUGAGGAGGGUGAAGCAGUGGCGGAUGCUACAGAUGAGGUGCAUGAUGGGAUAGAAAAUGUACAAGAUGGGAUAGAUGAGGUGCGUGAAGGGACAGAUGAGGUGCGUGAAGGGACAGAUGAACAGCCUGAUGACAUGGAGGAUGUUCCUGAUGACAAUAUAGAUGAACCUGAUGAUCAGGCUUAAAAAAUAUUUGUUUAAUUAUCUUAAAAUACAUAUUGUACAGAAACACUCUUGUUUGUUCAUAUUUUGUUCAAACAUUUUGGGAUAUAUUGUCAGUGAUUAGUUCACUACUGGACAUUGAUUCAAAAUUUCAUUUGUCAAUUAUCACCAACAAUAGUCAUGAUUGUGUAUGAACACAAUUAAGGCUUUCAUGACAAGUCUGUGUUGGUCUGUGGAAGCCAGGUUCAGGUGUUUUCAUUACCUAUGUUUCAUGGACGUUUUCACUCCUAAUUCAAUGGUAUUUAACAAAAGCAUUGAUUGAACACGAGGAUUAGGAGUGCACAAAUCAUUCCACCAACUAAUUUUGUCAUAACAUGCAUUUACAUAGAAAAGACCAACGAAAGUCAGUUGUAGCUUCGUAAUUCACCCAGUUCAAUGAAAAACGAAAUCUAUUGCUGAUGUUAAUAUUCUUAAUAAAUACGUUUAUCUCAACUGACUAUUUUUGUCAGCAAACGGACAAUAAACUUAAAUGUGAGAUGUGAUAUUGUUUUUCAUCC